AUGAUGUGUUCAGAUUCAAAGGCUUAUUUUUAUAGGCAACCCCCUUCAAAUCAACAGCAAGAUCCAUCGGUUUAUACACCUGCAUAUCCGCAACCACUUCAAUUAACUCAAACUAAUCCAUCAUCUUUUCAAGUUCAUAAUUAUACGGAACCACAAUAUCUUCAAACAACUUCAAACCAGAAGGGGAAUUUGCCAACUUCUCAAUCUCCACCGCAAUCAAAAGUACCGCACCAAUUACCCACUCAGCCUCAAAGUCAACAAACUCAAUUCUUAUAUCCUGCUCAUCAGGUCUACCCUCAAACCAAUAAUCCACACGUUGGACAAUCCUUGCAGCAGCAGCAGCUACAGCAACAGCCACAAAACUAUUCACCAUAUCACGAUAGUAGUAAGAAGAAAACAUCAAUUGAUUCAAACCAUUCCGGUAAUAAUAGCAAUUUCAAUCCAAAUACAACUAAUAGUGAUGAAUACCUCUCUCCCAGGGUCAAUGUGCAAUCAGUCCAAUCAAGAUAG
Molecule: messenger RNA, 510 nt
Organism: Pichia kudriavzevii
Lineage: Eukaryota; Fungi; Ascomycota; Pichiomycetes; Pichiales; Pichiaceae
Exons: 1
Coding region: 1-510 (169 amino acids)
Source: RefSeq, a predicted model, not a curated record